AUGCCACAGGCGGGGCGCCAGCAACAGAUACAGCUAGGACAGGAACGCAGCGAGACACAGAGUAAUAAGGGGCAGCGACAAUGGCGAAGUCGCGGGGGCAGGUCGCAGCAGCAACUGCAGUAUAUGUGGCGGCCAGUAGCGCGAGAGAAAGAGGACCAACAAGUUCAACAGCAUGACCAACAACAGCACCAACCUCACCAACGAGGACAGCAACAAGAGGAGCAGCACCAAAAACAGCAAGAGUCUCAGCAGCAGCGACGAACGCAACAGCAAGAUGGGCCCAACGAACAGCAGCAGCAGUGCAAGGAGCAACACCAGCAGAAGCAACAGGAAAAACAGCAGCAGCACCAACCGCGACAGCGGCAGAAACCCGUCCCUUCUCGACCUGCUUGCGUGCGACCCCAGUUGGCUGGUGGGGUCUCCACUGUUGUGGUGGAGCUGCACCGACUGCAGCGUCAGUUUAGCAGCUCCUUUUCUCUCUUGUCUUGCCAUCCGUUGCUGCUCCCUUUGCUGCAACAGCAACCGUACAGCGCAAGUAAGGAUGGUUCAUUCCCCCGUGAAGCCGGUUCCCACCCCCCAGGGACUCCUCAUCCAGCUGCAGCAGCUCGACCCGCAGCCAACCAUUCAAGCAGCACCGACUACGCGACGCCUGGCGCCCUCGCUUCAGCAGCACUUACUGUCGAUUGCAGCAAGGAGACUCAGGGAAAUUGUCAUCUUAGCUGCGGGCACGGGGCACCUACUGGUGGUGGAGAAGCAGGUAGUGGUGUUCCGGAGGCAGCAAGCUCGAUAUUGUGCAGGUUUGAGCUGCUGCUGGUCCCGACGGAUCCUGACUUUGAUGCGAAUAUGUUACCCGGUGGGCUGCGUCUGUGCGUGACAAUGGGGAGGGAGUAUCCGGGGGCAGAGGCGGUUCUCAAGGACUCGGCUGGGGUAAAGGAAGACUUCAGCGAUGUAGCACACCACGCAGUUGUUGCUGUUACCGCGGCAAACGCUUCAAGCCUCUCUGAAGGGUCCACCGGCUCUCCAGAGCCAGGACGUGCAGCUGAGGAUGGGCACCCUUCUGGACCCAGCGGCCAGCGGGCUGCAGUAGCUGGUACAGCAACAAUAGCAUCAUCAUCUGCUGAAGGCUGCGGCAGAACUGCUUCUCAUUCGUCCUUUGGCGUCAGACAGGAAGGCGGGGCUGCUGUCAAGGGGCUGAGUCGAGGGUCUUCGUCGGAUGUAGCAGUUUUAGAGGUCUGCAAUAAGGAUAUAAACGACUUACGCCGCGAUGCUAUAGAGUUGGUCUUUUCUAAAGUCAUUGAACAACAGCUUGCUCGGCACGAAAGAACAGACCUCGUGCCUACGGUCUACACAAUUGUUUAA
Molecule: messenger RNA, 1359 nt
Organism: Eimeria mitis
Lineage: Eukaryota; Apicomplexa; Conoidasida; Eucoccidiorida; Eimeriidae
Product: zinc finger (CHY type) protein, putative
Source: RefSeq, a predicted model, not a curated record